Messenger RNA from Etheostoma cragini (Arkansas darter), 1061 nucleotides. RefSeq names its product zinc finger protein 239-like. The record is from RefSeq and is a predicted model, not a curated record. The transcript is spliced from 2 exons. Gene Ontology annotation, biological process: regulation of transcription by RNA polymerase II. Lineage: Eukaryota; Metazoa; Chordata; Actinopteri; Perciformes; Percidae. Gene Ontology annotation, molecular function: RNA polymerase II cis-regulatory region sequence-specific DNA binding; DNA-binding transcription factor activity. The coding region runs from base 1 to 1059 and encodes 352 amino acids.
AUGGAGUCUGGUGUGUCCAACAUUAAAUGGCCACUAAUUGGCAGUUCCUUCUCCUUGUCAUUGUCUACAGACGCUGCACUCGAGCCUCAGCAGGACUCGGCCCCCCCUGCAGCUGAAGGAGACCCUCAGGUGGAGGCAAGACACCAAUCGGGCGCCCCUCCAGGUGAAAACAGCCAAUCAGAGCAGCCCCCUGCGGCGUCCAGCACCCAGACCUUCAGCUGCCCCGCCUGCGGGAAGGGGUUCGGCACCCCCGGCCACCUGCGCACGCUCACCUGCUCGGCCUGCGGCGAGACGCUGGCGGCCAGGUGCGUCCUCGUCCAGCACAGACUCACCUGUCAGAAGACGGGCGGCUGCCUCAGGUGUGACGAGUGUGGGAAAGAGUUCUCCAAACCAAGCCGCCUGUCUGUCCACCAGAGAGUCCACCUGAAGGAGAAACCCUUCACAUGUCCCGUGUGUGCUAAAGGCUUCACCACGCGGCGCAGCAUGCACGUGCACCAGCAGAGCGUGCACGGCGGCCUGCGCCCGUUCAGCUGCGGCGUCUGUGGGAGGAGCUUCAGCCAGCGGGGGGGCCUGGGCGCCCACCUGCGAACGCACACGGGCGAGCGGCGCCACGCCUGCUCCACCUGUGGGAGGAGCUUCUCCAGCCGCAGCGGGCUGACGGUGCACCGCCGCGUCCACACCGGCGAGAAGGCCUUCACCUGCUCCACCUGUGGGCGUGGCUUCAGCGUGGCGUCCAACCUGCGGCGCCACCGCCUCGUCCACUCGGGGCUCCGCCCCUUCACCUGCCGGGUGUGCGGCCGCGGUUUCACCCAGGCGGCGCACCUGAAGGUGCACGCCGCGGCGCACGGCGAGGCGCGGGCGUUCCUGUGCGGCGCCUGUGGGCGGGGCUUCCACCGGCGCGGCGCCCUGCUGGCCCACGAGAGGCGCCACGCCGGAGCCCGGCCGCACGGCUGCAGCGCCUGCGGGAAGACGUUCUCCUCGUCCUCGUCUCUGAGACGCCACGCGCUGCUGCACGCCGCACGGGACGCACACACCUGCCCCGAGUGCCACAAGAGGUGAGG